Molecule: messenger RNA, 1977 nt
Organism: Boeremia exigua
Lineage: Eukaryota; Fungi; Ascomycota; Dothideomycetes; Pleosporales; Didymellaceae
Exons: 2
Coding region: 143-1822 (559 amino acids)
Biological process (GO): regulation of DNA-templated transcription
Molecular function (GO): DNA-binding transcription factor activity, RNA polymerase II-specific; zinc ion binding
Source: RefSeq, a predicted model, not a curated record
CAAGAGUGUCCACCAUCUACAAACAUCGCAACCUUCUUGCUUCCUUUCGCCGCUCGACCAAAAGUUCUGCGGACAACAUCGGCUUUUGCGUAUUCACGUGAUUUGGUCUCACACCAAGUAGCAUCGCAGGUAUCCGCCAGUAAUGGCUAUUACGUUUGAACCAAAGCCUCGAACGAGAACAUACAAACCCAAAACCAGAACGGGUUGCAAGACAUGCAAAAUCCGCAGAAUCAAAUGUGACGAAUCGAAACCCUUCUGUAACCGAUGCACGACUACAGGCCGCACGUGUGAUGGCUAUGAUAUCAACUUCGCACCCAGGCGAACUACGCCACCUGCAACCACGCACUCGACUUCUCCACCUCUGUCGACUCCAGGUCAGGAUGUCGUCGACUUUGCAUCAGAGACUCGCUCCUUCGGCGCGCCGUCCUUCUUGUUACCAUUACUUCGUCUAGAGUCUGACGAAGAGCGGAUCAAUCUGCAAUUCUACGUGAAUCAUGCUGGUCCUGCGCUGGCACGAUCAUCCAAUUCGGCGUUCUGGCAGCGUCAAGUCCUGCAAGCCGCCCAUCAACAUGCUUCCAUACAACACUGUAUCAUCGCCCUUGGCACCAUGUACAGGAGGUUCUUUGAGCCCACGUCGUACAUGGAUAAGGACAUUGCAGAUCAGCGAUUCCAAUUCGCAUUGAUACAAUCAAACAAGGCCAUACAGAAAUUGAUUCGAGAUCAGUCUGAACACUACAAGACUGGUGUGGUGGAUAAGAUGACGGCGAUGACUUGUUGUAUCUUGUUUGUCAGCAUGGCCAAUCUCCAACUCCAGCGGGGAGCUGCACUGAAUCACCUACGGAGCGGCAUACGCAUGCUGAAAGAUACGAAGCUAGAGAGCUACGAUGACAGGACCAGCCACCCUGUGAAUAUCAACUCACUACGAUCUAUCUUCACUGGACUUGACAUCCAAGCACGGAGUAGUAUGAACUGGUCAGACAUCCAAAACUGGGAGCCUGUCGUUGCAUCUAUGGCUGAAUCAGAUCCCUUCAAUAUUGACAUCCGCUCACCAUGGGCACUGUCUGAGCUGCAUUGUUACACAGAGACCCUUCUCAACGACAUUCUUGCCUUCAAUCGCGGCUGCGUAGUCCGCCCACUCACCGACCGAGACGCCAUCCAACACGAGCACGACACCUUGGUCUCUCGGUUCCAGCAUGUCACCGAAACACUCAACACUCUCCGCGCCACCACGCCCACCAUUGAUUCACCGCAACAAGCCUCCUCCAAAACAAUGCUCCUGCUCGCCCAGACACAGCACUAUCUGCGCUCCUCCGUCACCCCUCUGAAGCAGCACUUUGACGUGACGAGCCCGCUCUCUGCAGUAACCUAUGAGGCGGCUCAGCUCUUUACAGACAUGAUGCCGCAUAUCGAUCACCUCCUCUCACAGACGCCAUCAUCUACGCCCGUCUACUCCACCGCGCCAGGCCCGUUGGCCGCACUGUGGCUCAUCGGCACUAGUGCGCCAACGUCGUGCGUUACGCUGAGAAAGAAUGCGCUGCAGCUCAUGCUCAAGCAUCCACGCAGAGAAGGGCUCUUUGACGGGCGUGCGGCGGGCAAGAUCGGGAUGGCGGCUUGGAGACUGGAGCAGAGUGCUGCCAGGGAAGAGAUGGGACUGAGCGUGUAUGAGGAUGGAAUGAAGGACUUGGUUGUUCCCGAGCAUUUGCGAUUUGUGUUUAUGGAUGUGGAGUUUGCGAAGGAUGACGAGCAUUGGGUGAGGGUGAAGUUUGCUAAUGCGGUGGAUCUGAGGAGUGGUGGAGGGACGGUAGUCACAAUUGAGUACUGAUAGGUCAUGUAACCAGCUGGGUUUGGUGUUACACAGGUCUUGGAGGAUACAGUUGCAUGGAGAGUGCUUGUCGUGUUGCUUGGUUUUACAUUGAUAUUGAGACAUGGAAAUAGUACCUUGGACUGCUUACCUACAGUCCCUGGAGCGCAUGGCCC